AGACUGGAGAGAAGCAGGCCUGAGCCUCCCCAAAGGCAGCUCCUGGGGACUCCCAGGACCACAGGCUGAGACGAGACGCAGGGUGGCUGGAGGAAGUGAGAGGUGAACUCAGCCUGGGACUGGCUGGGCGAGACUCUCCACCUGCUCCCUGGGACCAUCGCCCACCAUGGCUGUGGCCCAGCAGCUGCGGGCCGAGAGUGACUUUGAACAGCUUCCGGAUGAUGUUGCCAUCUCGGCCAACAUUGCUGACAUCGAGGAGAAGAGAGGCUUCACCAGCCACUUUGUUUUCGUCAUCGAGGUGAAGACAAAAGGAGGAUCCAAGUACCUCAUCUACCGCCGCUACCGCCAGUUCCAUGCUUUGCAGAGCAAGCUGGAGGAGCGCUUCGGGCCAGACAGCAAGAGCAGUGCCCUGGCCUGUACCCUGCCCACACUCCCAGCCAAAGUCUACGUGGGUGUGAAACAGGAGAUCGCCGAGAUGCGGAUACCUGCCCUCAACGCCUACAUGAAGAGCCUGCUCAGCCUGCCGGUCUGGGUGCUGAUGGAUGAGGACGUCCGGAUCUUCUUUUACCAGUCGCCCUAUGACUCAGAGCAGGUGCCCCAGGCACUCCGCCGGCUCCGCCCGCGCACCCGGAAAGUCAAGAGCGUGUCCCCACAGGGCAACAGCGUUGACCGCAUGGCAGCUCCGAGAGCAGAGGCUCUAUUUGACUUCACUGGAAACAGCAAACUGGAGCUGAAUUUCAAAGCUGGAGAUGUGAUCUUCCUCCUCAGUCGGAUCAACAAAGACUGGCUGGAGGGCACUGUCCGGGGAGCCACGGGCAUCUUCCCUCUCUCCUUCGUGAAGAUCCUCAAAGACUUCCCUGAGGAGGACGACCCCACCAACUGGCUGCGUUGCUACUACUACGAAGACACCAUCAGCACCAUCAAGUCUGUGGCCUGGGAGGGAGGGGCCUGUCCAGCCUUCCUGCCAUCCCUACGACCACCGCCCCUCACAUCACCUUCUCAUGGGUCCCUCUCCCACUCCAAAGCCCCCAGUGGCUCCCAGAUGAGCCACAAUGCUGUAACAAGCCAUCAACGUCCAGGGUGGCCUGGCCAGCCUCAUUCCCCUUUCCCCCACCCCACACCCCACUUCCAGCCUGAUGCCUCCUUACUCCAGCCUGUCACCCCCUUAGGGACAUCGCGGUGGAGGAAGAUCUCAGCAGCACUCCCCUAUUGAAAGACCUGCUGGAGCUCACAAGGCGGGAGUUCCAGAGAGAGGACAUAGCUCUGAAUUACCGGGACGCUGAGGGGGAUCUGGUUCGGCUGCUGUCGGAUG
Homo sapiens (human) is the source of this 1312-nucleotide messenger RNA. RefSeq names its product neutrophil cytosolic factor 4 (gene NCF4). Gene Ontology annotation, cellular component: cytoplasm; cytosol; endosome membrane. The record is from RefSeq and is marked reviewed. NCBI's taxonomy places the organism in Eukaryota, Metazoa, Chordata, Mammalia, Primates, Hominidae. Gene Ontology annotation, molecular function: phosphatidylinositol binding; superoxide-generating NADPH oxidase activator activity. Gene Ontology annotation, biological process: phagocytosis; respiratory burst.